This is a messenger RNA of Chondrus crispus (carragheen), 1879 nucleotides long. RefSeq lists its product as hypothetical. Bases 1 to 1248 code for a protein of 415 amino acids. The transcript has 2 exons. NCBI's taxonomy places the organism in Eukaryota, Rhodophyta, Florideophyceae, Gigartinales, Gigartinaceae. Gene Ontology annotation, molecular function: hexosyltransferase activity. The record is from RefSeq and is a predicted model, not a curated record. Gene Ontology annotation, cellular component: membrane.
AUGAGGUCCUGCUCUUCCUUCUGCUACUUUUGCGUCACAGCCGUCUCCCUCCUUUCCGUAGCAUGCGUGCAACACAUCCUCACCGGCAUCCAGUGGCCUCAUCUCUGGCACGUCGACCCCGCCCGCUCCAACGCAACGUCGACACUUGCUCCGCAUGACCCCGAGCAGCCCUUUCGCUUUGUAGAGGACGUUGCAGUUUUGGCGUGGCAGAACGUCACCUACCGAUACCCCCGCUCUGUCUUUACAAACCUCGCAUCCCGCGGAAACAACGAUGAACUGGGCGUUGUCGCCGGCGUUUUGUCGGCCAACAAAGUCGGCGUGUACCAGGAAAAGCGCGACUGGAUACGGAGCACGUGGGCAUACAACCGAACUGACGUCUUCUUCCUACUGGCUGGCGAAUGGGAGACCGUCCAACAGGAGUUUCAUACCCAUGGCGAUAUUAUGUGGAUCGCGAAGGAGGAAUCGUACACUCAGAUUACCUGGAAGGUUCAAACCUUCUUCAGCGCCAUCCACAAGCACAUCGCAAACUGCCGUCACGUUCUUAAGACGGAUGACGACUCAUACGUCAACAUGGGUGAGAUUCAGCGCAUAUCGAGGGCAGAGCAUCGCAGAGCGGACUAUGUCGGCCUUUGUAUGCAUGGUAUGGGGCAAGCUGAUAAUCUCCUCGAAGAAUAUCCGACAUACGCGAGCGGCGGGGGCUACAUGCUUUCCCAGAGCCUGGUAGCCUGUGUUGCUGACGCUGUGUCGAAAUCCCUCGCCAUCAUUACGGAGGAUGCCUUCUCCGGCGUUCUGGCCCGAGCCUGUGGCGCCAACUGCACGACGGAAAAGAGGAUCUAUCCAUGGCGGAAUGAAAACGACGUCUUUCAUGAGAGGAAAGAUUUUCUCAUUCAACACGGCGUGUACGAAAAGGAGGAGAUGAUGUAUCUGCACGGCUUGACUUGCAGCGGAAACCACAGCGCGCAAGAGACAAGCUGCGGCCCGGGCAGCGAGACGGCCAAACAUCUAACGAACACGACAAGCUGCGGCGGUCACAGGGCCCCCGCCUGUGGAGAGUGUCCGCAGGGUCACGGAGAUUUGUGGUGCCACGCUGACUGUCAGUGGUGCGAACACGGUGCGACGCGCAAUUCCACUUCCACUUCGACGCGUGCACUUUCGGAAGCCGACCAGUGCGUUCCUGUGCUCGACACAUGCGAAACCCGCCAAGAAAAAGGAGGGCAGCAAGGAAACCCCGCCAAUAGAAGAAGAUAGCAAGGAGGCCGUCUCGUGCGGCGCUUACUUUUCUCAGAUCUGCGAAAAGUGCCCACAGGGGAACAGGGAAAAGUGGUGCAACGGCGAGUGCCACUGAUGCAAGGAUGGCGGUGCGGAAGCCGUGACGAACCGUACAUGUAACAAAUGCGUUUCGAGGCUGGACGCGUACAAGACGACGGAGGACGAUCGAUAGCGCGAAGGCCGUGCGCCAGGCUUCCAUCUGUGCGUGCCGGCUGUAGAAGUGUGGCACAUGACGCGGUCUCAGCCGAGCAGGACCACGGGAAUGGCUUGCAAGCCAAGGCUUGAAGCCUCAUUCAACAGCUAUUAACGUCGGUGUCGAAUCUAUACUUAUCGGGCGCGUUUCCCUCAUUGCCCAAACCACCCCCCUGAGCACUGCACAAGCAAUGUGCGGGGGAUUGUUUAAAAUAGAGCCUGGACACGCACUAAAGGGACAGCCAGUGGGGGCAUCGACACUUCCGCUUGUACAGUACCUCCAUAGCCCCCCAAUUUGGGCCCCCCCCCCCCAAUUUGGUCCCAUAUUCCUUCAAAGGCUUUUAUGUCGCGUGUGCGCCUUCUACAGGUGACGCAAACCACACUAUAUUAAAGGUGAGGACUAGAGCUUUCCAACGCA